GCAUUGGCGACUUCCGGCGCGGCCAUUUUGUUUUUCAUCGCUUUCCAAGGGUACCCGCACCCGCCGGCCGCGGUCGGUCCGUGCUCGGCACCAUGUUUCGUGUGGCCAGGACUGCUCUCAACCUCACGGCUCGCAGUGUUCAGCAUACUGCAGUAAGACAAACUCAUCAUCGCAAGCAUGAACUGAACUUCCAUGAUAAAUAUGGAAAUCUGGUGCUGAUUGGUGGAGCAGCAUUUUUUGCUACUGUCUGGGGAUAUGUGCUUACAAAAUCUGGAAUUGAGUGGGGCUUGUCACCGAUUGGCAGAGUCACUCCUAAAGAGUGGAGGGAAUAAAGCUUUUGCUUAUAAUGAACUGGUCCAAGCUUUCACAGGAGAAAAAAAACAUACAUGUGCAUGAACAUAAUGGCUUUUGUUCCAUGGGUACCACUUGUGCUGUGGCAUUCCUGGUCUAAUAAACAUACCUAGAAACCUG
This is a messenger RNA of Meleagris gallopavo (turkey), 471 nucleotides long. RefSeq names its product cytochrome c oxidase subunit 7B (gene COX7B). Gene Ontology annotation, cellular component: mitochondrion; respiratory chain complex IV. Gene Ontology annotation, biological process: mitochondrial electron transport, cytochrome c to oxygen. NCBI's taxonomy places the organism in Eukaryota, Metazoa, Chordata, Aves, Galliformes, Phasianidae. The record is from RefSeq and is a predicted model, not a curated record.